Molecule: messenger RNA, 1765 nt
Organism: Hyaena hyaena (striped hyena)
Lineage: Eukaryota; Metazoa; Chordata; Mammalia; Carnivora; Hyaenidae
Gene: ACOT7
Product: acyl-CoA thioesterase 7
Exons: 9
Coding region: 327-1478 (383 amino acids)
Biological process (GO): palmitic acid biosynthetic process; acyl-CoA metabolic process
Cellular component (GO): cytosol; nucleoplasm; extracellular exosome
Molecular function (GO): long-chain fatty acyl-CoA binding
Source: RefSeq, a predicted model, not a curated record
GCUGUCCCACAGACAGGCUGGCAGCCUGCUGUUGCCUUCGUCUCCUUUGCUUAGGAGGGAGCCAAGCUCUAUGACUUCAGGCCGAGUCAUGAAUUCCUUGCGUCACUGGGGUUGCGGAGAAGCAUCCUGAGAUGCUUCCGGAAGCAGAACUGCCAGUUUGUGGACUCACUGGAGGAGAGACAGUCCCAGGAGGAGGCUACAAGGGGGAGAGAGGGAGAUCUGCAUUCCUGUCCGGUCCAGAGGGCUCUGUGUGGGUCAGGCCCUCCACAGACGGGAGUGACCUUGUACUGAGAACUGGGUAAACUGUCUGGCUCGCUUACUGCGAGAUGAAGCUGCUAGUCUGCAUCGCCUGCGUCCGCCUCUGCCUCCGCGAGCUCAGCAGGCAGGCAGCCACCUGGGAACAUCUGGGGUCCAGGAGCUCCCAGGGUCCUGGGGAGAAAUGCUGGGCUUCCAUCCAGGCUGUUGAAACCAGGUCUAAUCUGCCAUCUCGAUCCUGUGUCACUGCAAGGAUCAUGCGGCCGGAUGAUGCCAACGUGGCUGGCAAUGUGCAUGGCGGAACCAUCCUGAAGAUGAUCGAGGAGGCCGGGGCCAUCAUCAGCACCCGGCACUGUAACAGCCAGAAUGGGGAGCGCUGCGUGGCUGCCCUGGCCCGGGUCGAGCGCACGGACUUCCUGUCGCCCAUGUGCAUCGGCGAGGUGGCGCAUGUCAGUGCGGAGAUCACCUACACCUCCAAGCAUUCCGUGGAAGUCCAGGUCGACGUGAUGUCUGAAAACAUCCUCACAGGUACUAAAAAGCUGACCAACAAGGCCACCCUGUGGUACGUGCCCCUGUUAUUGAAGAACGUGGACAAGGUCCUGGAGGUGCCCCCAGUCGUGUAUUCCCGGCAGGAGCAGGAAGAAGAAGGCCGGAAGCGGUACGAGGCCCAGAAGCUGGAGCGCAUGGAGACCAAGUGGAGGAACGGGGACAUCGUCCAGCCCGUCCUGAACCCAGAGCCGAACACGGUCAGCUACAGCCAGUCGAGCUUGAUCCACCUGGUGGGGCCUUCCGACUGCACCCUGCACGGCUUCGUGCACGGAGGUGUCACCAUGAAGCUCAUGGAUGAGGUGGCUGGGAUCGUGGCGGCACGUCACUGCAAGACCAACAUCGUCACUGCUUCCGUGGAUGCCAUCAACUUCCAUGACAAGAUCAGAAAAGGGUGCGUCAUCACCAUCUCUGGGCGCAUGACCUUCACGAGCAACAAGUCCAUGGAAAUCGAGGUGUUGGUGGAUGCCGACCCCGUGGUGGACAACUCGCAGAAGCGCUACCGGGCUGCCAGCGCCUUCUUCACCUACGUGUCCCUGAGUCAGGAGGGCAAGUCGCUGCCGGUGCCCCAGCUCGUGCCCGAGACCGAGGACGAGAAGAAGCGCUUUGAGGAAGGCAAAGGGCGGUACCUGCAGAUGAAGGCAAAACGGCAGGGCCCGGCGGAGCCCCAGGCCUAAGCGACCCUCCCCUCCCGCGCCUGGUCUGCGGGACCCCAGUGUCUAGUCACUUAGAAUUUACCCCCUUGGCCAAAAACCCGAUCCACACGGAGAGCUGGUGUCGUGUGAAGUGUUCGUCUUGCAGUGUUAACCCGCGCUCUCUCCUGAAAACCUACACACCAAAGCUUUAUUUAUACCCCUCCAGGGUCGUCCCUCCCGCCGGCGGCGCCCCCGAGGGAAUGCUUGCGUGCACACUGCACGGCGUGUAUAGAAUCCAGCGCCACUAAUAAAGCUGCUGUUUGGCUGGA